This is a messenger RNA of Lineus longissimus, 1892 nucleotides long. Its product is annotated as GTPase Era, mitochondrial-like. Bases 123 to 1772 code for a protein of 549 amino acids. Gene Ontology annotation, cellular component: mitochondrial matrix. The transcript has 11 exons. Gene Ontology annotation, biological process: ribosomal small subunit assembly. The record is from RefSeq and is a predicted model, not a curated record. Lineage: Eukaryota; Metazoa; Nemertea; Pilidiophora; Heteronemertea; Lineidae. Gene Ontology annotation, molecular function: GTP binding; ribosomal small subunit binding; rRNA binding.
GCAACCAUGAAAAGAAAAUUUUGGCAUAUUUUCUUCAAAAAAGUGUCUCUAAUUCCUUAAUUGAUGGACAUUUUAGUCUUAAAUCCUUUUGAACUGAAGGAAAAACUCAUUAUCAGAUAAUUAUGUACUCUAAAUAUAUGUCAAAACUCUCUGGAUUCAUGAAAAUUCCGUUGAAAUCGUCCUUUUGUCAGAACUUGCAACAUGGUCAUGGAAAUGCAUCUUCCGUGUCCGUAUUUUGCAAUCACCGUCACCUUUCAUUUUCUGUAACGCCUAAUGUGCUUGGACGCAAGGGUUUGACUCGGAUGAUAACUGGUGGCCAGAUAUGUCAGAGUUAUCAACCUUACUCAACUGCUUCCACCAGUGGUGAUUUGGGGACAGAAACUGUAAAAGACCAGAGCAUUUCUACUUUGAAGACAAUGCAUAGAACCUUAGAGGAUCAUCACAUGCGCCUGUUGAAGGAUCCUGAUCAACCGCAGGAUGCGCAGUCUUUAAAGGUGGCCAUAGUUGGAGCGCCGAAUGCUGGCAAAUCAACUUUAACCAACGCUUUACUCGGAUGGAGGGUCUCCUCAGUCUCAAGCAAGGUUCACACAACACGAUCUAGAAUCAAUGUCGUCUUAACAGAGAUGAAUAAGCAGAUUAUAUUCUUGGACACACCUGGAAUGGUCCAUCCAAGUAAAAGAAAGAAACAUAAUUUGGAGCAUUCCUUGAUACGCGAUCCUUAUUCUUCUCUAUACCAAGCUGAUAUCAUUGCUGUUAUUGUUGAUGUAUCUGUGCCAUGGGUGUCCGCUGGUCUUGAUAAGCAGAUUCUUAAAGCUCUUUCCAUCCAUGAAGACAAGACUGCUAUUCUUGUACUCAAUAAGGUUGAUCUUCUUAAGUCUAAGCACAAAUUACUUCAACUAACAAGACUUCUGACUGAAGGUGUUAUUGAUGGUACAAGGGACAGUUUUGUUGCCAAGGCAACCACAAAGAAACGGAUCAAACAAAUACUGGAGGAAGAAAGCACAAAUGAAUUACUGCAGAAACAUAUGCCUCAAGGACGAAUUCAGAAAAACAUUGACAGUGAAAAUGAAAAUGAAGAGGAAAAAGACAAUAUCUUAUUGAAAGAGGAUCAACAAGGUGAUCACACAGAAACUUCAGAUUUAAAUGAUCAAGAAACUGUGAGUGGUUCAGAUGAGAGCAGUGAUAAAAGUGACCUCUGGAAUGUUGGUGGCAUCUUCAGAGGACAGAAAGUUGUGUCUGCCAUGCCGGAAGGGAAAUCUCGUCGGAAUGCAAUGCCUGCUAUGGAGCUUAGGAGUUGGGAUGAGUAUGCUCAGGCAUUGAAGAGAGCGCAGGAAAAUGUGAAGGACAGGCGGGGAUGGGAUCAGUUCAAGCAGGUCUUCAUGGUGUCAUCAACUGAACAUGAUGGAGUGGAGGAUCUGAAAGACUAUCUGCUUGACCAAGCUACCCCUGGUGACUGGCUUUAUCACAGUAGUGUUGUGACUGACCAGACACCAGUUGACAUCAUCAGACACUGCAUUUGGGAGAAACUCCUCGAUCAUCUACCCAAUGACAUCCCCUAUAACUUAGACCUUGAACUCGAGAUGGUUGUGGAAGAAGGGUCUAUGUUCCGUAUUGCUGUAAAUGUUAUUUGUCCAUCGGAAAGACACAUGCGCUUCACCAUGGGCAGAGGAGGGAGGAAUAUCGCACUCGUUGCAGCAGAGGCUAAACAGGCACUUAUGAACACUUUCAAAUGUGACCUGUCUCUUAUGUUGGUGGCCAAACUGAGACGGUGAUAGUGGGAGGAAUUCAUGUGAAUAUUACAGACUCGCCCACAUUAUGUGACUGGAACAGUUCAAAGGCUUACAUGUAGAUUCCCUUUCAAGUCAUGUCUCGUUUGUAAAAUUCAUGAAACA